Ornithorhynchus anatinus (platypus) is the source of this 5824-nucleotide messenger RNA. It is a transcript of the gene CLUH, whose product is annotated as clustered mitochondria homolog. The transcript has 26 exons. Gene Ontology annotation, cellular component: cytoplasm. Gene Ontology annotation, biological process: intracellular distribution of mitochondria. Gene Ontology annotation, molecular function: protein binding; mRNA binding. Bases 63 to 4646 code for a protein of 1527 amino acids. The record is from RefSeq and is a predicted model, not a curated record. NCBI's taxonomy places the organism in Eukaryota, Metazoa, Chordata, Mammalia, Monotremata, Ornithorhynchidae.
GGGACGUGAGUCGGGGCGAGCCAACCUUCUGGACCCGAUCUCCUCCCCGCCGCCUGCCUUCGAUGGCCUGGACCGGCGUGUUGGCCGCCUGCUGCUGCUGCCGGCAGCUGACCGAGACCCUUUUCCGAGUCCGGCCUCACGGCCCGGGCGCGGAGGACGAGGAGGAGAAUGAGGAGGCCCCUCUCCUGCCCAAGCCUCCGGCGGCCGCCCCCCGCACCGGGCCCAGCGAUGGCCCCUUCCCGGACCUGAUCCCCAGCGGAGCGGUGGUGGCCGGCGGGGAUCCGAGAACCAUGGCACGGGGGGCGUGCGGCGGGAGCCGGGGCCCUGGGCCGCCCCCCGCAGAGUCGGCUCCUCGUCCUUCCGCCGUCCUUCUGGCUGACCUUGGGCUGGGGGUGGGGACAGGGAAGCCUGGCCAGCCCCAGCUGCCGGGGGGAGACGGGCGGAGUGGUGUGAAAUCCGAAGCCAGCGAGUCCGGGGCCGAGCCAGGCGGGGAGGGCCGGCCAUCCGGGGAUCGGGGGUCUCCCCGCCCGGGCGCCGAGGCCGAGGUAGGGGGCCCGGCCCCUCCGCCGCCCCCUGCAGAGGUGAGCCCCAGAGCCCCGGUGACCAACACCCGGAGGACUGGUGGCCCGGCUGGUGGGGCCGGUCCUUCCCCGGAGACUCGAUCUUGCUCCGGGCCAUCCAGGUGCCCUGGGGGCCCCGGCCCCGCCCCUACCAAGCAGAGGAGGAGGAGGAGGAAGAGAAAGCAGCUCCCCAGUGGAGAGCUCCUGCCGGUCAUGGCGCUGGUGAAUGGGGGCGGCGAGAACGGGAAAGAGGAGGAGCCGCGGGAGAACGGGCACGUCGAGGAGGAGGAGGACGGGGAGCCGGGCGACGAGCAGGAGGUCAUCGUCAUCCAGGACACGGGCUUCACCGUCAAGAUCUUCGCGCCGGGGACCGAGCCUUUUUCUCUACAGGUCUCUCCGCAGGAGAUGGUGCAGGAGAUCCACCAGGUGCUCAUGGACCGCGAAGACACAUGCCAUCGCACCUGCUUCUCCCUGCAGCUGGACGGCAACAUCCUAGACAACUUCGCUGAGCUCAAGACCAUCGAGGGGCUGCAGGAGGGGGCCUCGCUCCGAGUGGUGGAAGAGCCCUACACGGUCCGCGAGGCCCGGAUCCACGUGCGCCACAUCCGGGACCUGUUGAAGAGCCUGGAUCCCUCCGACGCCUUCAACGGCCUGGACUGCAACUCGCUGUCCUUUCUGAGCGUCUUCACCGACGGCGACCUUGGCGACAGCGGCAAGCGGAAGAAGAAGGCCGGGGAGCUGGAGCAGAUCGACUGCACGCCCCCCGAGCACAUCCUGCCCGGGAGCAAGGAGCGGCCGCUGUGCGCCCUGCAGCCGCAGAACCGCGACUGGAAGCCCCUGCAGUGCCUCAAGGUGCUCACCAUGAGCGGCUGGAACCCACCCCCCGGCAACCGCAAGAUGCACGGAGACCUGGUCUACCUGUACGUGGUCACGGCCGAGGACCGCCAUGUCAGCAUCACCGCCUCCACCCGCGGCUUCUACCUAAACCAGUCCACGGCGUACAGUUUCAACCCCAAGCCUGCCAGCCCCCGUUUCCUCAGCCACUCCUUGGUGGAGCUCCUCAACCAGAUCAGCCCGGCCUUCAAAAAAAACUUUGCUGCCUUGCAGAAGAAAAGGGUCCAGCGCCACCCCUUCGAGAGGAUCGCCACCCCAUUCCAGGUGUACAGCUGGACGGCGCCCCAGGCCGAGCACGCCAUGGACUGCGUGCGGGCCGAAGACGCCUACACCUCGCGGCUGGGCUACGAGGAGCACAUCCCUGGACAGACGCGGGAUUGGAACGAGGAGCUGCAGACAACACGAGAGCUGCCCCGGAAGAACCUGCCCGAGCGGCUGCUGAGGGAACGAGCCAUCUUCAAGGUACACAGUGACUUCACGGCGGCGGCCACCCGGGGGGCCAUGGCGGUGAUCGACGGGAACGUGAUGGCCAUCAACCCCAGCGAGGAGACCAAGAUGCAGAUGUUCAUCUGGAACAACAUCUUCUUCAGCCUGGGCUUCGACGUGCGCGACCACUACAAGGACUUCGGGGGCGACGCGGCCGCCUACGCCGCCCCCAGCCACGACCUGAACGGCGUGCGCACCUACAACGCCGUGGACGUGGAGGGCCUGUACACGCUGGGCACCGUGGUGGUGGACUACCGCGGCUACCGCGUCACGGCCCAGUCCAUCAUCCCGGGCAUCCUGGAGCGGGAGCAGGAGCAGAGCGUCGUCUACGGCUCGGUCGACUUCGGCAAGACGGUGGUGUCGCACCCGCGCUACCUGGAGCUGCUGGAGAAGACGGGGCGGCCGCUGAAGGUGCAGCGACACCGCGUGCUCAACGAGCACGACCAGGAAGUGGAGCUGUGCUCCUCGGUCGAGUGCAAGGGCAUCGUGGGGAACGACGGGCGCCACUACAUCCUGGACCUGCUGCGCACCUUCCCGCCCGACCUCAACUUCCUGCCCGGGGCCGGCGAGGACCUGCCCGAGGAGUGCCGUCGCCUCGGCUUCCCGCGGCCCCACCGCCACAAGCUCUGCUGCCUCCGCCAGGAGCUGGUCGACGCUUUCGUGGAGCACAGGUACCUCCUGUUCAUGAAGCUGGCGGCCCUGCAGCUGAUGCAGCAGAAGACGGGCAAGGCGGAGAGCGUCCCCCCACUGGAGAACGGCACCCCCUCCUUGACCUCGGGGGCCGAGCCCAAGGCCGGCGAGCGGUCCGGGUCCGGGCAGGCCGACGAGGGCGGGAGCGGCCUGGCCCAGGUCAAGGAGCUGGCCGAGUCCGUCGCCUCCGAGGGCACAGUGGAUCCCAAGAGCCGAGAGGUGAUCCAGAACGCCUGCAAGGCCGUGGGCUCGGUGAGCAGCACCUCCUUCGACAUCCGCUUCAACCCGGACAUCUUCUCGCCAGGGGUCCGCUUCCCUGACUCCAGCCGGGAAGAAGUACAGGACCAGAAGCAGCUGCUGAAGGAUGCGGCGGCCUUCCUGCUGUCCUGCCAGAUCCCCGGCUUGGUGAAGGACUGCGUGGAACAUGUGGUUUUGCCCAUGGACGGGGCCACCCUGGCACAGGUUAUGCACCAACGUGGCAUCAACAUGCGCUACUUGGGGAAGGUGGUGGACUGCGUGAUGAAGAGCCCAGCCCGCCCCCAGUUGGACCAUGUUUAUAAAAUCGGCAUCAGCGAACUCAUCACGCGCUCAGCUAAGCACAUCUUCAAGACUUACCUGCAGGGCGUGGAGUUGUCGGGCCUGUCUGCGGCCAUCAGCCACUUCCUCAACUGCUUCCUCAGCUCCUUUCCCAACCCCGUCGCCCACCUUCCAGCCGACGAGCUGGUCUCCAAGAAGAAAAGCAGGAAGAGGAAGUCGCGGACCCCCGGCGGGGCCGACAGCACGGCCUGGGCCACCGUGACGCCCCAGGAGCUCUGGAAAAACAUUGGCCAAGAGGCCCGGGACUACUUUGACUUUGCCCUGGAAUGCGAGAGUGUCGACCAGGCGGUGGAAGGGUACGGCCUGCAGAAGAUCACCCUCCUUCGCGAGAUCUCCCUGAAGACUGGAAUCCAGAUCUUGCUGAAGGAGUACAGCUUUGACAGUCGGCACAAACCGGCCUUCACGGAGGAGGACAUCCUCAACAUCUUCCCCGUGGUCAAGCACGUCAACCCCAAGGCCUCGGACGCCUUCCACUUCUUCCAGAGCGGCCAGGCCAAAGUGCAGCAAGGGUUCCUGAAGGAGGGCUGCGAGCUCAUCAGCGAGGCCCUGAACCUGUUCAACAACGUGUACGGCGCCAUGCACGUGGAGAUCUGCGGCUGCCUGCGCCUGCUGGCCCGCCUCAACUACAUCAUGGGUGACUACUCGGAGGCCUUGAGUAACCAGCAGAAAGCCGUGCUCAUGAGCGAGCGUGUAUUGGGCAUCGAGCACCCGAACACCAUCCAGGAGUAUAUGCACCUGGCGCUGUACUGCUUUGCGAGCAGCCAGCUGUCCACGGCCCUGAACCUGCUGUAUCGCGCCCGCUACCUCCUGCUGCUGGUGUGUGGGGAAGACCACCCCGAGAUGGCCCUCCUGGACAACAACAUCGGGCUGGUGCUGCACGGGGUGAUGGAGUACGAGCUGGCGCUGCGCUUCCUGGAGAACGCCCUGGCCAUCAACACCAAGUACCACGGGGCCAGGUCCCUCAAGGCAGCGCUCAGCCACCACUUGGUUGCCCGAGUGUACGAGAGCAAAGCGGAGUUCCGGUCAGCCCUGCAGCACGAGAAGGAGGGGUACACCAUCUACAAGAACCACCUGGGGGAGCAGCACGAGAAGACCAAGGAGAGCUCGGAGUACCUGAGGUGUCUGACGCAGCAGGCGGUGGCUCUGCAGCGCACCAUGAACGACAUCUACAAGAACGGCUCCAACGCCAACAUCGUGCCCCUCAAGUUCACAGCCCCCAGUAUGGCCAGCGUCCUGGAGCAGCUCAACAUCAUCAACGGGAUCCUCUUCAUUCCGCUCAGCCCGAAAGACCUGGAGAACCUGAAGGCCGAGGUGGUGCGGCGACAGCAGCUCCAGGACCCCGACAAGCCCGGCGAGCCGUUCCCUCUCCCGCUCCCCUCGGCGCCCGGCCAGGAGCCCUCCGCCCCCACCUCAGCAUGAAGCGGCCCCGGGGUGGGGAGAGACCCUCAUCCCAUCCGUCCCCUACCUCGGGGGAACCAAAAAGCCGCCGCCACCCCUGCCCCUCCGCCCCGCCUCUCCCCCGACGAUGCCGGCGCGACGAAUGCCCCCGCGUGGAGACCUGUCGGACCCGUGAAGUUGAGACGCGGGAGGGAGGGGCGGGCCCAGUGCACCCCCUCCCCGGCCCCGCGCGCCGAGUGUGUGCCCGUGCUCCCGCCUGGAAUCUGUACAUAGACCACCCCCCGCCGCCCCCAAUGGACCGGGUGAGCCGAGUGCAUUACUCAGGUCAUUUCAAAGUUUCACGUUGAGGACGCGCUGCUUUCACCGGCUCCCCCGCCACCCCUCGGUCUGGGCCCCGACGUGCACCCCGACUCCUGCCGGCCCAGAGCCCGGAGGUGGGUGCGGGGAUGCGCGGCUCUUGGGACCGUGGGAGAGGAGCCUCUGCACCUCUCGGUGAGAGGGGAGGGCCGGGCCUCAAUGGAUCCCACUGUCCUGCCCCUGUUCUUAGGGGGUGAGGAGAAGCCCCGGGCCCAUCCGUCCCCGAGUCCAUCCGUCCGUCCACUGGGUCUCCCCUGCCGCCGGGGCCGGGCCCACCGCUCCCUACCGUCCACAAACACGCACAGUCCCCGCUGACCUCCGGGCGGGAUGCUUCCUCCAGCUCGGCCCGAGCGAGCGCGCCAACUCAUGCCCGGUGGGGGAGGGGGCCGUCUGCCCCAAGGGACCUAGGACUGAAGCGCGAGUCUGGAGAAACCACAUUCAAGGAAAAAAAAAAACCACUUUAAAGAACAUCUGAAAUCACUGUUAGUUUUGCGUUUCCCCCUUGGAAUGCUUACGUCUUGACUUAAUACCUUCCCCCCACUCCUGGGUGGGCGGGCGGGGGAUGGGACAUGUGCCCCUGAGCCCCUUACCCCCUCACCUUUGCCUUGGGGAAGGGGGAGAGGAGCCCCUCCAGCUGCUGACCCUGGGCGAGGGGGUGCUCGUGUGUCUUCACAGGGGGUGGGUGGGCCGCGACCACUCCCGCAACCUUGCUUUAAAGCCACGAGUGCGUGUGAGUGAGUGCGCGUCAGUGCGUGUACCCGUGUGAGCAGGGCAUGGGCGGCCUGCCUUGUUUUUAGCCAUCACGUCUGCGGCACACUGGAAUAAAGGGAGUUUUUAAAGCC